Plasmodium coatneyi is the source of this 503-nucleotide messenger RNA. Its product is annotated as Mitochondrial import inner membrane translocase subunit. NCBI's taxonomy places the organism in Eukaryota, Apicomplexa, Aconoidasida, Haemosporida, Plasmodiidae. The record is from RefSeq and is a predicted model, not a curated record. The transcript has 3 exons. Bases 219 to 503 code for a protein of 94 amino acids.
UCAUGGUUAGCUUUUACCCAGGUGGAAACUUUUCAGGGAGGGAGAUAAAGAAAAAUAUACAUGUACGUUACUGCUGGUUUUUUUUUAUUUAUUUUUUUUUCCUACACGUUAAACACGCGGAUUAGUAAAACUGGAACAACCGGCCCAAAAGUGUAUACUAGGCAUACAUCGUUAAGCCGUGAAAUAGCAACGGAAGGAAGAAACACAAACGCGACAACAUGAAUUCGACCACCCCAGCAGAUGACGGCCUUGAUGACAAAAGCAGAGCAGCGGUAUUGCUAGGCUUACAAGAAAUAGUGCAGAGGCAAAAGGAGAACGUUAAAGUGAUGGACAUCUGCUUCAACAAGUGCGUCCCCAAAAUAGGGCACCAGCUGAGCUCCGCAGAACAGAAGUGCAUUUGGUGCUGCGCAAGUAGCUAUUUCUACACGAACGUCUUUCUGAACGAGCGGCUGCAACAAAUGACGAAGCUUCUCAAGUCCAGCACCGAUUAUAUGAAUUUGUAG